GGUUAUGUUUACAUUUUACAGUGUCAUAAAUAAAAAGAAAAAGCUUUUAAAAUAUUUGCUUGUUAAUAGGUGAUAUGAAAAAAUACGAUGGUAGACAAGGUCACAGAAGCUUUUAAAACUCUGAAUGAAGAAUCUUCAGUAAUGUUUUUUUGUAGAUUUAUAUUUAGGUGGAGAUAUAGAUCAAGUGGAUUAUCUGGAUCCCUUGGAUUUCCAUAGGGAUUAUGUCUCCAAAAAUAUGCCUGUUAUAAUCAAAGCAGGAUGUGCAGAUUGGCCGGCAACUCAAAAAUGGAGUGCAGACUACUUUAGAGAAAAUUUAGGAGAUAAAGUAGUAACGGUUACCCUUACACCAAAUGGUCUGGCUGACGGUAUAUCUAAGAAUGACAGUGGAGAAGAAUAUUUUGUUACUCCAUAUGAGGUUGAAAUGACAAUGAAGCAAUUUUUAGACAUAUUAUAUCAGAAGACUGUGAAUCUGAUUCCGUACAUCCAAAGACAGAACUCAAACCUUACAGAGGACUUUGGUGAACUCAUAGAUGAUGUUGAGAAACAUAUCAGUUUUGCGAGCAAAGCUUUUAAUAAGAAGCCAGAUGCCAUCAACUUUUGGAUGGGAGAUGAAAGAGCUGUGACAUCAAUGCACAAAGAUCCUUAUGAGAACAUAUACUGUGUUAUUGAUGGAUACAAAGACUUCAUACUUAUUCCACCGACAGAUUUACCUUUUGUCCCAUACAGAAGAUAUCCCCAAGCAGAGUUUAAGAGAACGUGCGAUAAUUGGAGUGUAGUUCCUAAAACUACUGAUUCAGAGGUGGGCAGUGAACUACCUUGGAUUUGUAUAGAUCCCCUGAAUCCAGAUCUGGUGAAGUACCCGGAGUUCAGAUUCGCUAAUAAAUUCCAAGUUCGUCUUUACAAAGGCGACUGUCUAUAUCUACCUAGCCUGUGGUUCCAUCACGUCAGACAGAGCCAUGGAUGUAUAGCCGUCAACUAUUGGUACGACAUGGAAUUCGAUAUAAAAUAUUGUUAUUUUAAAAUGCUUGAAAAGUUAUGCAAUAAAUAUUAAAGUUUAAUUCGAGAUAAAUUAUUAAUGUUUUGA
Molecule: messenger RNA, 1084 nt
Organism: Danaus plexippus (monarch butterfly)
Lineage: Eukaryota; Metazoa; Arthropoda; Insecta; Lepidoptera; Nymphalidae
Gene: JMJD7
Product: bifunctional peptidase and (3S)-lysyl hydroxylase Jmjd7
Exons: 6
Coding region: 236-1051 (271 amino acids)
Molecular function (GO): 2-oxoglutarate-dependent dioxygenase activity
Source: RefSeq, a predicted model, not a curated record